AUGAUACUAGUAAAAAUUAGUACUCGUAAUUACUCUUCGGUUAAUUUAGUGGCGUCCACGGUUAAUCAUUUCCUUGGUACUGAUUAAGCGAUUCCAACCUCAACAACCUCAUCUCCUCGUUGAACUUCUUUAUAAAUGCCUCAACUCGUCGAUUCUACUCGUCCUGACUCAGCGACGGUUCCUUUCUCAGCUUCAAUACUGAAGCCGGGGACGAGCUCACUUGCAUCGGUGACAUCUGGAAAUUGGUCUGGUCCUUGGACGUUUCCGAUUUCUUCACCAUCGGCGACGGCUCAGCGAGCGAAUCCACGUUCACCUAAUUCUCCCAUGUGUCCUCGAACGUCUCUGAUUUCUUCAGGUGCCUCGAUAACUGCAUUUCCUUCUUCGCCGUAAUCAUUUUCCACGUGCUCUCCAUCGUCUCGUGCCGUUUCGGCUUCUCAACUCUCAGCGAUCGACCACCUAGUUAACAACAAAUAGAAUAUACAGAAAGAAUUAUUAACGAAAUUAACGUUUUGUCAUUCUUGAUUCUGAAAUUUAAACAUGCAGGGGAAGGAUAUUUAGGACUUUUGAGCAGUGCAUCAAGCAGACGCCAUUGUUGUAUGUUUUGAGCAAGAAAAUAAAGUUUCUUGU
Molecule: messenger RNA, 627 nt
Organism: Rubroshorea leprosula
Lineage: Eukaryota; Viridiplantae; Streptophyta; Magnoliopsida; Malvales; Dipterocarpaceae
Source: the annotation of a GenBank genome assembly